This is a messenger RNA of Linnemannia hyalina, 4503 nucleotides long. Lineage: Eukaryota; Fungi; Mortierellomycota; Mortierellomycetes; Mortierellales; Mortierellaceae. The record is from the annotation of a GenBank genome assembly.
AUGUCCAUUUGGCAGUGUCAGGCCAAGGGCAUCUGGGGUCCAUUUGAUCCUGAGUGCCCUGCCGACUUUACGCCGUGUUUUGAGGACACUUUCAUCAGGCUGAUCCCUGCAGCUUUCCUUGUCCUUGCUGGUAUCCCCCGCCUUGUCCGCCUUGCCAAGCAAGAGUCCAUCCGAAUCGUCGCCCUCAUCGCCAUCUCAACCGUCAGUCUGGUCCUCGACCGUAUUGGCAACAAGCACGGCUUCUUCCAUGGCAUCGGCCUCGAAUUUCUCGCCGCCAUAGGAGAGAUUGCCACCCUGAUCCUGGCCUUUGGUCUGACCGUGGUCGAAAACAAAAAGAACUACCUCUCUUCCAAUGUCCUGCUCGUCUAUUGGUUGCUCGUCAUCCUCAGCUCCGCCGUCAAACUCCGUACCCUGACCCUUGGUUGCCCUCUGAGCAUUCUCAAUGAGAAAAAGGAUCUCCAGGUUACUGUUGGACUCCUUGCCGGCAAGAUCGCAGAUGCCCUUUUGGUCUUUGUUUUGGAAUGCUUCCGCAAGGACGCUGGUGUUCAACUCGGAGAUGACAGUUUCGAAAAAUGCCCAGAGGAUGAUGCCAACAUCUUCUCCAUCGCUUCCUUCCACUGGGUAACACCUUUGAUGCGCAAGGGCUAUGCCAAACCUCUCACUAUGGGCGACCUCUGGGGAUUGAGAAAGGAGGACCAGUCCAAGAACGUGUCCAACACGUUUGCUUCUGCGUGGGAAAAAGAGCUCAAGAAGAAACACCCCAGUUUGUUGAGGGCACUCGCGACGGCAUUCGGAAAGCCAUUUUACAUUGCAGGUGUCUGGAAGAUGGCGAACGACAUUUUGGGAUUUAUGCAGCCCGUGCUUUUGCGCGAAAUGUUGCGCUUUGUUAUGAGCUACAAAACCGACGACCCUCAACCACUCUAUCGUGGGUACACUAUCGCCGUCUUGAUGUUCAUCUGCAGUUUGUCCCAGACAACUGUCCUUCACCAGUACUUCCACUUGUGCUUCAGAACCGGCAUGCAUAUCCGCGCUGGACUGGUCACUGCUAUUUAUCAAAAGUCUCUGCGCUUGUCCAACUCUGCUCGUCAGGAGUUCACUGUCGGCGAGAUUGUGAACCACAUGUCGAUUGAUGCUCAACGUGUUCAGGAUCUUGUCAGCUACUUGCACGUCGUCUGGAGUGGACUCUUCCAGAUCGGUAUUGCCCUGUAUCUGCUCUACGACACCAUGAGCUGGGCCAUCUUUGCAGGAGUCGCCAUCAUGAUCUUGACCAUCCCCCUCAACGCUCGUCUGUCGGUCUUCAUGAAGAACUUCCAGCAGCAGCAGAUGAAGAACAAGGACACUAGGAUCAAACUGAUGAACGAAAUCCUCAACGGUAUCCGUGUUAUCAAGCUGUACGCCUGGGAAGGCACGUUCUUGCAGAAGGUGUUGACUGUUAGGAACGACCAUGAGCUGGCGACCAUGAAGAAAAUCGGUUACCUUUCUGCCGUCCAGAGUUUCACCUGGGCCUGCACUCCCUUCCUGGUAUCUUUGGCAACUUUCACUGUCUACGCUUUAGUCCUCAAGAAGCCCAUGACUACCGACAUUGUUUUCCCUUCGAUCGCUCUCUUCAACUUGCUUCAGUUCCCUCUCGCCAUGUUCCCCAGCGUCAUCAGUUCGUCAAUUGAGGCUUAUGUAGCGUUGGGCCGUGUCUACAAGUUCUUGACUAGUGCUGAGGUUGACCCCAACGCCAUCAUUGUGGAGGAUCGUCGCCGUUCGGGCUCCAACCAGGAUGCCUCGGACAAGUACUCGCUUUUGAUCACGGACGCAUCCUACAGCUGGUACAAGAACUCUGAUCCCGUCAUCUCAAACAUCAACAUCGCCAUCAAGAAGGACUGCCUCCUUAGUGUCAUUGGUCGCGUUGGUUCAGGAAAGAGUUCGCUUAUUGCUGCUCUCUGCGGUGAUUUGGAGCGUGUCUCUGGAGAGGUUCGCAUUCGUGGAUCGGUCGCCUUUGUCCCCCAGCAAGCAUGGAUCAUGAACGAUACUCUUCGCGCCAAUAUUCUGUUCGGAAACCGUUACGACCCACAGUACUACCAAAAGACUAUCGAGGCUUGCUGUCUUCAGCAGGACUUUGACAUGUUGCUUGGAGGCGAUAUGACCGAGAUCGGCGAGCGCGGUAUCAACUUGUCUGGUGGCCAGAAGGCCAGAAUCUCGUUGGCUCGUGCUGUCUAUGCCCGUGCGGAUAUCUACCUGUUUGACGACCCUCUCUCGGCUGUGGAUGCUCAUGUCGGUAGGACUAUCUUUGACAAAGUUGUUGGACCCAAGGGUAUGUUGGCUGGCAAGACUCGUGUCUUUGUCACCCACCAGAUCCAGUACCUGUCCCAGUCGCCCCAGAUCAUGAUGCUUCGCGAGGGCAAGGUUGUCGAGCAAGGAAAUUUCCAGGAACUGAUGGCAAAGAAGGCCGAGGUCUACCAGCUGGUGAGCGAGUUUGGACGCGACCCCACCCAGGGUGCUGCGGCUACCUUAGAUGACGACUCAGAGUCUUUGGUUGAACAGGAAGUUCAUUUGGAUGAGGAUGUGGUCGAGAGGGACGCCUUCCCUGCGGAGGAAACCCCUUUGUUGUCAAGCACUCCUCGCUCGGCUCGUCGUGACAGUAUUCGUAGCACGACUAGCGUUCGUACUCUCCGUCGCCCUUCUGUUGCCUCUGCCAUCAGUCGUACCACCGCCAAGGCUCCUGAACCCAAGAACAGUGCCCUCAUGUCAGAGGAACAGAUGAAGCAGGGAAGCGUCAGUAGGAGUGUCUACCUCGCCUACGCCAAGGCCUGCUCGUACUCUGCCGUCAUUGCCUACCUCCUCUCGAUGGUUCUCUCCCAGUCCGCCUCGAUUUCGACCUCUCUCUGGCUUACUCACUGGAGCAGUGACAACGACUCUGGAAAUGACGCCCGCAGCCCCAUGUACUACAUCGGUGUCUAUGCGCUCCUCGGUUUCUCAUAUUCUCUCCUGACCGUCUUCCAGUCUAUUAUCCUUCAAGUCUACUGCGGUAUCCGUUCGGCUCGCGUUCUUCACCAGGAUAUGUUGCAUAGCGUUCUCCGAUCGCCCAUGAGCUUCUUUGACACCACCCCUAUGGGCCGUAUCCUGAACCGUUUCAGCAAGGAUCAGUCAACCAUUGACGAGGUUCUCCCAAGGUCCUUCUCUGGCUACUCGCGCACGCUCUUCCAGGUCAUUUCGGUCUUGGUUGUCGUGACCAUGUCGACCCCCAGUUUCAUCAUCAUCAUCUUGCCCUUCAGCUUUGUGUACCUCUGGUUGCAGAGGUACUUCUUGUCAACCUCUCGAGAGAUCCGCCGUCUGGACUCUGUCUCCCGUUCACCCGUCUUUGCUCACUUCCAAGAGACCUUGGGCGGUAUCAGCACCAUCCGCGCGUACCGUCAGCAGAAGCGUUUCAUUGACGGCAACGAAGAUCGCUUGGAUCAGAACCUCCGCGCGUUCUACCCCGGUAUUGCUGGAAACCGUUGGUUGGCCUUCCGUCUGGAGUGUCUUAGUUCUAUCAUUAUCUUUGGAUCUGCCUUCCUGUCGGUCAUCUCAUUGGCAAGACAUAUUGCCGUCGACCCUGGUCUGGUUGGUCUGUCACUGUCGUAUGCCCUCAGCAUUACCCAGACCUUGAACUGGAUGGUCCGUCAGUACACCGAGAUCGAGUCCAACAUUGUGUCCGUCGAGCGUCUGAAGGAGUAUGUCGAGCUCACGCCUGAGGCCCCCAACACGAUUCCAGAUCACCGCCCUCCCCAGGAGUGGCCCGCUGAGGGUCGUGUUGACUUUGUCAACUACGAGACUCGUUACCGCCCUGGUUUGGAGCUGGUCCUCCGCGGCGUCAACUGCUCAAUUCGUUCGCAUGAGAAGAUUGGUAUCUGUGGACGCACCGGUGCCGGCAAGUCCUCGUUGACGUUGUCCCUCUUCCGUAUCAUUGAGUCGGUCAAGGGACAGAUCUUUGUUGACGGUAUCGACAUCUCGACGUUGGGACUUUACGAUGUCCGCUCGCGGUUCUCGAUUAUCCCCCAGGAUCCCGUGUUGUUUGCAGGCACCAUUCGCUUCAACUUGGAUCCUUCUGGAACGAAAUCAGAUCUGGAGCUCUGGCAGGCCCUCGAGGACUCGUACCUCAAGGACUAUGUCUCGACGCUCGAUGGAGGACUCAAUGCGGUAGUGUUGGAGCAAGGAGACAACUUCUCGGUCGGUCAGCGCCAGUUGAUUUGUUUGGCGCGUGCGUUGCUCCGCAAGACAUCAUUGUUGGUCUUGGACGAGGCCACAGCCGCGAUUGAUCUGGAGACGGACGCGUUGGUUCAGGCGAUUAUUCGUCAAAAGUUUGCCGACUGCACGAUCUUGACGAUCGCCCAUAGAAUCAACACGGUGAUGGAUAGCGACCGGAUUAUGGUGCUGGACCAGGGACGCGUGGCCGAGUUUGAUUCUCCGGCCAACUUGCUUGCAGACCCAACAUCCAUCUUUUAUUCACUCGCCAAGGAGUCUGGCAACCUUUAA